Molecule: messenger RNA, 354 nt
Organism: Lodderomyces orthopsilosis Co 90-125
Lineage: Eukaryota; Fungi; Ascomycota; Pichiomycetes; Serinales; Debaryomycetaceae
Exons: 1
Coding region: 1-354 (117 amino acids)
Source: RefSeq, a predicted model, not a curated record
AUGUCACAUCACAUUAUAGAGGAGAAGACCAUUGGUGAUACACAAUAUAUAGUAGUGAUAACAUACAAUCAAAGCUACCAUAAACGGGCCCCCAUUACAAUAUACAUUAACCAACAGCAAAAUCAAUUGAUGGGUGAUUACGUCUACACAAUACAAGAUUCAUCUACCUUUAUCAACAGCACUGAGGAAAGUGACCAGUUGAAGCUGUUGAACCAACAAUUAGUUGCGAAAUACAACGUGCCUAUCUAUUUGAAUAUAAACACUACAAGCCGGUUUUCCAAUGUGGAAAUGUUCCAAACCAUUACGCAAUUGAUCAGCGCGGAACAGCAAUAUAGCGAAAAAGUCAAAGCCUAA